This is a messenger RNA of Anopheles funestus (African malaria mosquito), 5760 nucleotides long. It is a transcript of the gene ADD1, whose product is annotated as putative mediator of RNA polymerase II transcription subunit 26. The record is from RefSeq and is a predicted model, not a curated record. The coding region runs from base 392 to 5464 and encodes 1690 amino acids. Lineage: Eukaryota; Metazoa; Arthropoda; Insecta; Diptera; Culicidae. The transcript is spliced from 4 exons.
AUCGGCUUGUCAUGGCAGGCGUCCCUGUCAUACUCGCAAGCAAUCGAUCGGUCGCACUGUUUACUCCCGUUUUCACACCAAUACACCCACCAAGGGUAUAAAAGUUUGUUGUAAAAUGCAGCAUAGUGUUCGUAACAACGUCAGAACGGGUCGAAGAGCUGCGAAUUGUCUGCCUUUUUGUGACGCGCUUCGAUCGGACUCCAUCUUUAGGGAUUCAGGUAGUGCAAAUUGGUUUGAUGAGUGACGAACCAUUUGUGUGCUUUGGAAUUGUUCAAGAAGAAAGCAAUCUCGCCGGGCGGAACAUAAACUAUUUGCAAGUUUUCAAGUGCCCAACGGUGCAGUGAAACAACCGAAUACAGAAAAAGAUUAAACUCGUUUUGACACCGUCAAAAUGCCAGCGGAAUAUUACGAUGAAGACGGAUUUCGGUUGACGUUUGAUAAUGAUACGGAGGACGAGGAGAAGCAGUUCUACAUGCGCGUUUUUCCCAACGUAAGCAAGAUCGUCGACCGCAAGGUACACUGCACUUCAUGCGACUUGCACAUCGGAACGGCUCCGGUAUCGGAAGCGAUCAUUCGGAUGCAUCCAGUGCUGCGAUUAACCCACUGCCGUAGCUGUCACACCUUCUACAACAGUGGCGAGUUCGAUAAGGGUGAAGAUGGCAGCGAGCUUUACUGCCGCUGGUGUGGCCAAGGCGGGGAAGUUUAUUGCUGCUCACGGUGCCCGUAUGUUUUCUGCAAGAAAUGCAUCACGCGAAAUUUGUCCAAGGAGUGCGUGCGUGACAUCGUGGAGAACGAAAACUGGCACUGCUUCAGCUGUGCUCCGAACAUUUUGUGGCAACUGCGUGCCCAGCACUGGGCGCUGAAGAACUUUAUCGAGAAGGAAAAAAAGAAUUUAAAAAACCAGCAGCUAUCCAUCAACACUAUUAACGCACUGAUGAAACAGGACCGUACGUACUGUUGUCAGGGUAAAGGCGCGAAUCGUUCGAAAGGAAGCAUCCCGGCGGGAUCAUCAGUACCGAAGAAAGCAACGGUCAAACGCACGUACGGUGAAGCCGGAUCGAAGAGGACAUCUUCGGAAGAUAGCUCUGCAUCAUUUUCGAUCGCCUCAGUCGACGGUAUGCCUCAGCUAACACAUUCCAUUCUGGGGAACUUAAGCCUGAAUGCGGAAGAGACAACGUCACCGUCACCAGCUGCUAUGCCAAGUACUUCAUCUGCGAUGAUGAAACCCACUUCAUCAGGAAAGGCAUCAGCAGGCAGCGCGCAGAAAAAACAGCCGAAAGCGGUAACGUUUGACAACAAAUCGCCUACAACGUCUGCACCACCGGCAAAGAAAAAGCGCAUCGGUAAUAACGAAGUGGUCUGCACGCCGGACAUAAUGAGCAUGUUAUCUGAUGAAAGCACUGCGGGUGUUAAAACGGUGUCCCGGCCCCAAAUUGUUUCGGUCGGCACUAAAACACAAACACCCAUACCGAUUGCUCCCAAACCAGCAAACAAACCCGGGUUGAACAAUUCGCCCGUCGCUAGUAUGAUGCCACUGUCCAUAGGCAAUGUUUCCACGGGUAAUGCUACCAAGACUAAUAUCCCGAAGCAAAAAGCUAUCCUGCAUCAAUCGAUGCCACGUAAUUUGGCGGUUAGCAUACCGUCGAAGAGGGGAGUCCUUUUGAAUUCUACACUGACGGGCGGCAUGUCGGACGCCGCUUUAAAGCAAGAAACCGUAUCGCAUACGGUACGCGUGCCGUCGUUAGCAGCUCAAAGGCAAUCGAAUACAUCCACACCGUUGUACACAACAUUCGAAGGUUAUCGGAUCGAUCUGCAAACGGCCAGCCAGCAGGGCACGUAUCGAUUACCGAACGGUAAGGUAAUAGUCGUGCGUAGGCAACCAUCGGAAAAUGCGGCUGCAACGGAUACGGCUGCCAAACAGUCAUCACCCGCGGGUGCCGCGAACGCCGUUCUACCGAUGCCGCCCGGUGGUAUUGUUCCAAUUCCAACCGCUCGUUUGCUACUAAACAAUAAUGUCCAGGUGCAGCAGCAGCCAGUAGGUUCGAUAGUCGUUCGUAACGGCCAAGAUCAACAGUUGAAGCGCAUGCAGCAGCAGCAAUUGCAAAAGCAGCAGCAAUUGCAAAAACAGCAACAUUUGCAGCAGCAGCAGCAGCGCUACCAGUUGCAACAACAGCAGCAGCAGCAUUUACAGCAACAUGUAAACAUGCAGAGUCAACAAUAUACACAGCAGCUGCACCGCAACCAGCAACAACAAGGUCCGUCACCAGGUCAGCGUGUGCCACAACUAACGCCUAUACGAAUGCAGCAGUACCCACCGCAGCGUCACCCAUUGCCUACACUUCAACCAGUAAGUGGGGGUGCCAGACAGUCUGCUAAUUCCCUGCCGAAUGCAGCAGUCGUACAAGGUACUCCAGAUUCUACCCAGUCAGAGUUGCAUCCGUAUUCGGUGGUGAGUUUGCUGAGUGGACUCGUGAACGGACCACACGAAAAUACUCAGCUUGGCAAUUCCCGGAAGGACUUCGAAAAGGCAAUGCUGGCGGGUGCAGAGAUCUGUAAGCACAUUCUCGCAAAGGUUGCCACGCUAGUGAAUUCCAAAGCGUACAACAAUGUGCGCAACCUCCAUGAUCUGAAGGAAUUGUUCAUCCAUUUGUCUUACCUUGUAACGUACGGUAUUGGGCGCUUCAAAACGUUGCAUGAUCGCUGCGUAAAUGACGUUAAGAAUAUGGGCUUUACGCAGGAUUCCGAUUUUGUAAUGGUUGGUGACAGGAUGGUCAAUUGCAACAAGGAACAGGACAGCCAGAGCGAGAAUGAGGAAGAUGACGAUUGCAAGAUCAUUGAGCAGCCGCAAACGGUUAUUGAAGUCGAUUCGGAUGAUGAAGCACCACCCAGUAAGGACAGUACGGUGGAACAAACAAAACAGGAGAACGUCGCCACGGACAGUAAUGAGCAGCAGCACGUACAGUCGAUUACGGUGGGAGACAUCCGGGUAACUUGGAAUUUGCUCGGCGUUGUCAACACGCCUUCAAAGUCUCCUGAAAUCGAAGCCGCAACUUCGAGUAGCGUGACGGAAAGCGGUAAAGAAUCGGAAAACAGUCAAAAAGACAGUCAGGUCUUGUCAUCAUCCGACCCUGUUGAAGGUAUCACACGCACAAAGGAUCAUCAGGAUUCGCGGGAUGAAGAUACAACUUCAUCCGAUGUAGGCACAAACCGUGGGAAACUUGCCGAGAAUGAGGUCGAUGAUUCGCCCAGCAAAUCUGCUGUUCAUGGGAAUAACGAACUUCAGACCAGCGUGGAAAGUAAAGAUGAACAGGUGGAGCUGAUCGAAAUAUCCGACAAGGAAGUAUCAGAGCUGUUGGAUAUACACACAAGCAGCGAUGAAGUAACAUUAAAGCAGAAUUCAAACGAACCAAAGGAAACCACUGAACCGAUGGAAGAUGAUGUUGCCCAAACGGAAAAACAACAAAAAGGUUCAAAAGAUUCCGAGCCCGAAAGUAGCGUUGAUAAAACCACUACAGUCAGCAGGCGUGAUACAGACAAACAAACCGCUGAAAGUGUUGACAAAAAUGACGAUAAGAACAACCAAUCUGCAAACGCCAAUACGGAGUUAUUAGAGUCGACAGAGGAUUCGUGCCAAAAAGAGUUGCUAGAAACUAUAUCCGGAACAGAAGGUGGUAAAGGUGGUGACAAUGACACAUCGCUGCUGGAUGAGUUAGAACACUCGUCCAAGGGGAGCAGCUGUGAAAUUUUAAACCUAAUGGAUGCGGCUGAUGAUAGCUACCAUAGCGAUAGUUCUGAUAUGCAGUAUGACUCUGAAUACGCCAUGCAGGAUACGGAGAAACAAUUGAGCACGACGCAUGACCACGAUGAGCCGCAUGACCACGAUGAACGGGAAUCAACAUUGGAAAACACAUGUGAAGAAAAUAAAGCAAAGCCCAAUAGUCAGGGUGACGGCACCGGAGCAGCAGUGGAAUCUGAAGAUUCCAGUGAGCAACAGAAUAAAGAGUCUUAUUGUACAAAGGAGCAGAACGUGAAUGAACCAAUAGAAGCUAUCGAUCUGUUGGAUAGCAGCGAUGAAAGUGAUACUAACAAUACCGUUCUACGUGAAGGUGAUGGAAGUGAAGAAGAUGGUGCACAAAGUGCAGAAAUGGCUGAACAAUCGUCUGAUUCACCAAAAGAAGAGGCAUCGUCUGUUGUAAAGGAUCAGACCAUUGAUCCAGUCAAGGAACAGUCCACCUGUCCGCAGACAUCAGCUGACGAUAAAAAUGUAGAGCAAGAAACAAACCCAUCGGACGAUUUAUCACUUGCUGAUGCAUCAGAAGAGAAGGAAAAGAAAGAAGCAAAAAGAAAGGAGGAAGAUGAGAAGGGAGGCGAGAAGGAAGGCAAGGAGGAAGAUGAGCAGGAUGACAAGGUGGAAGGUGAGAAGGAAGACAAGGAGGGAGGUAAGGAGGAUGAUGAGAAGAAAGGAAAGGAGGAUGAUGAGGAGGAGGGAAAGGAGGAAGAGGAGAGUGAUUUCACCGGCAAGGACAAACAUACGAAAGCUGUUGAUACUGAAGAAGUAGAAACUAGCAGUGUUUCGCAUAAACUACAGAAUGUAGAUAAGGAACCACUUGACAGUAGCGAAAGCGUUACGAAUGAGCUAGCUGAGCAACCAGUUCCGAAUGAUAUUGGUCGUGAGAAUGAGAUUUCCAAUCAAAGUUCGGAAAUAGAAACACCUGAGCAUGAACCAAUGGACGUAGACUCUGAUGUGCAGUCAUCAUCGGUUGAUGUUCCUCUCGUUGAAAAGGAAGAUGAACAACCCAUGGAAAUUACGGAUGAAGAGAAUUUGCAUGAUAUUGAAUUGUCUAGUUCUCUUGGAAAGCAUACAAAAGAGUUGGAGAAGGAACAGGAAACUCCUGUGGUUGAAGUGGUAAAAGAUGCGAAACCUUGUGAGGCACAUUCGGAACAAACUGACCCUCCACAAAUCGCUAAAGAUUGCACAACUGCUGACGACAAUGAAACGAACCGCCAGUGCUCGGUUAGUACCGAUGAAGUAAGCAAAGAGGUGCAACGAUCCACUGAUGAUCUAUUCCAAGAUUCUUCAAAUGAGCAGCUUUCGCAAGAUAGUCCAAACGAGGAGAAAAAUUCCCUAGGCCAUACCAUUGCAGAAAGUGGCGAAAAACAGGGUAAAGAAGAGGUGCUUAGUAGCAGUAGUAAAGAUACAUCGAACGAAUCACAUGCUAGUGGUUCCAGCGAGUCUAGAGUUAGUCUAGAACCGGUCGAAGAGAAGGAAGUGAAGGAAGGUGGUGAAGAGAUGCAUUUUACCAAUCCAACCGAUACUGCUGCUGAACAGGCGGUAGGCUUGAAAGAGAAAGAGGGAAAGGACGAAUGCAAAGAUGUGCAUUUUACUAAUCCACCCGACACUACUGCACAGGAGGAAGAUACGGAGGUGCAUACAGCGAUGGAAGUAGAUUCGACAAAUAGUUAAAUUUCGGAACCACUUUCUCUGUAAUUUGUUUUUUGUUUUUGGUUCAACUCUUGCUCGCAGAUUAUAGCUUACGAAUAUGACCUGUAUUAUCGAUUACUACCCUUUUACUGUAGAAUAUAAUCAGUAAGUUUCGCUACACACCAUCAUAAGCGUAGGUUAAAGGUAAUCCUAUCGAUGUACAUCCCUAAGCUGUGCUUAGCCAUAGGGAGUUAUUCAGUACUGUAACGAAUAACUUUUCUCACAUGUAUGAUAAAUGAAUACAAUAAAUCUGAAUACGAAAUAUUAAAUCAUUCAAA